Messenger RNA from Physella acuta, 989 nucleotides. RefSeq lists its product as uncharacterized. The record is from RefSeq and is a predicted model, not a curated record. NCBI's taxonomy places the organism in Eukaryota, Metazoa, Mollusca, Gastropoda, Physidae.
UGUUCAAGAAAUUCCUUUCUCAUAACAGAAAUAAUUUGAACACAGGCAUUACAAGUGGGAUAGAUGACAGUAAUAGAACAUUGUCUCCCGUGAUCUCUAUACAGAGUACAGAACACUUCAAAUAUCAGCGUGAUGAAAUGGCAUUCUCGCCUACUCAAGAAACGAGUGUCACAAAACUUGACCACGGUGAGCAUCCAGUUCAAAGUCCAGAUUUGGCAGACUCAAAUGAUUUAUUUGUUUCAACCACAAAUCCUGGUUUAGAAAUGGACGGAAGUGAAAACAAAUCAGUGAUUGCUGAUAGGACUGGUAUAUCUAACAACACAACUGUAAGCUCAACACUACAUGAUCUAGAAAAAGGUGGGAGUGAAGAUUCAAAAAUGUUCGACACAAUGGAUAACCCAAACCACAAAACGAGUCUCACAUCGGAUGAAGAUAACCAGAGUGUUGCAUCAAUUAGCACUAUCCCGCCCACCCCGCCUGAUUUAAAGUCACAUUUGACUUCACUUAUACAUUCACAAAAGAAAAAAAGAACACCUUCUGUUAAUGCCAUCUGUGUUGAUGUUGCUGUGAGUAAACAAACUGACCAAGAACAUCUUUCUUCAGAAGGAAGUGUCAAAUCUUGCAACUUACUACAAACUACACUUACAAAAAUAUCACCUUGUACAACAAAUGAAGACAAGAAAACAAAUGUUAAGUUGCCAUUAACUACUCAAAUUGAAUCUUACCUGACCGAAAACACACUUCAAGGGAGGCAAUGCAUUGAACAAGAGUUAACUAAACAAGUUAUCUCCCUGAACAGUAAAUUGUUAUUGAAUAAUAAAGAAUUUGAGGAAGUUAACACAUCUAGUUAUUCACACAACAAAACAGAAAAAAAGGAAAUCAAAACAACCUGUACUAAACAACCUGAGGCACUGAUGGAUGUUAAUGAAAAAAUUACACUUAAAAAGACAAGCAGUGAUUUGACUAACAAUCCACUUAAGUUUGUAUAA